AUGAUCGUUGUCUACCAUCCGGGUCUUCAUCUGUCUUUAAUUCUGAUCAUUUCAGCUGAUAACAGCAUUAUUACGGUUCAACAAUACAAAGAUCAAGAAUGUCAAACUACCGCCGCCAAUGUCACACAAUAUACUUCUGGUGUCUGUAACACUGUCUCAAAAGUCAAUGGUUUCUACAAGACCUAUACUUGCUCACCAACAAUGCCAUCGUUACCAGCCCGUUCAUUGUCCAUCUCAACCUACAGUGCCUGUAAACUUAAUCCAAGUCUUCUCACUGGGUUCCGUUGGAUCCCAUCCUACAAGUGUAUGGCCAUUAGUAGAGGUUCAAUCGCUGCUACGGGUACUUCUGCCUCUUCCUCUGUCACUACUACACCUUAUUCGUCUGCAUCUGCAUCAGCUACAUCAGUAUCACCAUCAGCAUCAGCUACUUCGUCAUCGGCAACGGCGUCGGCAUCAGGGUCUUCAGGGUCUUCAGGAUCAGUUUUACUUCCACACUACAACUACAACCAUGACAACAAGAUUAGUUCAAUGGAUUUGUUAGACAAGUAUUUUGAUUUCUUGGACACUAUCAACUUUAAUCAAUUAAAUGGCCAAGAAGAGGAUGAUAAUGAUAAUGUUGGUGUUCCAACUCAACCACCAGGUGGUAGAUUGGGAACUACUGGUACUGGCUUGUCAGGAUCAGGUAUAGGAUUCGGCACUGGAACCGGGUCUACUGGUAGUGGUCCAGUCAACUUUGUGUCAUUUGGUAUUGUUGUUUGCAACCAAACCGACAAUAUACUAUUCGCCUAUUUUAACGGUAAUCAUCCAGGAUCGACCUCUGGAACAGCUGGUAGUGUCUUGUCGACUGGUAAAUACUCAUCCGGUGAUCCAUACUGUUCCAAUAUGAAUAUUCCAACGAGUGUGACAACCGGAUGGUCUGGUGGUAACUCUGCCAACUCUGGUAACUCUGGAAGAGCGGCCACAGGAGGUGAUGGUAGUGCUACUACUGCCACAAGUGGAGUAUCUGCCUCAGGGGGAUCGUCGGCCAGUUCAAGUUCAGGUUCAGGAUCAGGCUCAGCAGACUAUAACGGAUGUUCAAUACCAUUCAACUUGGAUGGUGGUGGAAAGAACAUACAACAAUGCUAUCAAAAUGAAUUAUUAUCUGUCACUUGUACUCCACCAUACCAUUCAUAA
Messenger RNA from Cavenderia fasciculata, 1173 nucleotides. RefSeq lists its product as uncharacterized. The record is from RefSeq and is a predicted model, not a curated record. The transcript has 2 exons. Bases 1 to 1173 code for a protein of 390 amino acids. NCBI's taxonomy places the organism in Eukaryota, Evosea, Eumycetozoa, Acytosteliales, Cavenderiaceae.